Messenger RNA from Pungitius pungitius (ninespine stickleback), 2186 nucleotides. RefSeq names its product apoptosis antagonizing transcription factor (gene aatf). The record is from RefSeq and is a predicted model, not a curated record. Gene Ontology annotation, biological process: regulation of transcription by RNA polymerase II. Gene Ontology annotation, cellular component: nucleus; nucleolus. The transcript has a single exon. NCBI's taxonomy places the organism in Eukaryota, Metazoa, Chordata, Actinopteri, Perciformes, Gasterosteidae. Bases 220 to 1866 code for a protein of 548 amino acids.
AAUGGCCAUAUUUCAAAUAGUCUCUUUUCUUUUGUAUUUAGUUUGAUGACUUUUGGACCCAAAUUCCCUUUGGAGUAGGGGUUCCGCAUUAAAUAGACUGAACUCAGGGAAAAAUAGAGCGCGACUUUUACUCGUCGUCGCAUAUUACUGAUGUCAUAACUCCCCUCGCCAGAAAACGGCUCCGACACGUGUGGUGGUAGUUCUAAAUUAUUAUAAUCCAUGGCAGGCUCAUUUUCUCUUGAGCUUGAGGAUUUGUUGAAUCCUUUGCCUAAGUUUGCUGAUCCAGAGGAUGACGACGAUGAGUUGACCAAAGCCAAAGUGGUAGAAGGAUUCAAUGAAGAUGAGGACGAAGACGGGGUUGGCCUCAGUGCCUUGCGAAAGCACAACACAUCGUUACUCUCAGACACGGACAAACGGUAUGUGGGGAAGAAGAUCUCUCGUAAACAACUGCUGAUGGAUAUUGAGGCGUCUGGUGACGACGACGACGACGACGAUGAUGAAGAUGAAGAUGAUGAAGACGACGAUGAUGAUGUAAAGAGCAUAGAAGAGCUAGAAGAAGGAGAUCCUUUGGGGAAUGAGGGAGUUGAUGAUGAAGAUGAUUUUGAGGAUGAGGAGGAGGAGUUGGCAGGCAGUGAUGCUAAACUGGCAUCUAAGUCAAAGGUUACAGACAUAACCCUUCCUCAAGGAGUGGACUUCCACAAACUGACAGAGGACAUGGAUGACUUGGGUGUGAGUGAAGAAGAUGAUGAUGAUGACGACGACAACAACAGUGGCGAGGAGGAGAGCGAGGACGAUGAUAAAGACGCCAUGGAUGAAGUAACUGCCCGCACAUUUUCUCAAGACAAAGUGGACAAGGAGGUUGAGAAAGGAAAAGCUGUGAAGGACCAGCUGGCCCUGUGGGACCAACUGCUCGAGGGUCGAAUCAAAAUCCAGAAAGCUCUGGUAACCGCCAACCAGCUUCCACAGACGCAGAUCUUCCCAGAGUUCAAGAGGAGGGGUGGAGCAGAACUUGCUGGGGAGCUGAAGAACACGCACAAAGCUCUGAAAGCCCUUCAAAGGUCCUUGCUGGAGCUUCACGACCAGCUGCUCUACCAAAACGCAGACACGAGAGCCAUUGCUCUGGGGACGUCGGAAGCUCCGGAUGAAGAUGAGGAGAUUAACAGCGACGAGAAUGAGGAUCUAGAGGCGCCCCUGCACAUGGGUGUAGCGCCCAAACGGAAACUGGAGAUGGCAGAAUAUCCGGACUUCAUGGCCAAGCGUUCUGCCGCUUUCCAGCCGUACCGCGACGCCACGCUGCAAAAGUGGCAUGACAAAACCCGGCUGAUCAUGGGCAAAAGCAGCAAGGGCUUCGGCGCGUUCGACAGAAACAUAUUGACCCAGGUGGAGCAGGUGCUGAUGGACAACGAGAGGCUGGUGCGGCGCACGCAGACCCGACGCUCAGAAUACAGAGUCCUGGGGGUAAAACAGGACGCUGCUCUCACCUGUGAAACCAUCUCUGCAGAGGGCGAGGAGCUGCAACAGCAGCUCAAAGCGAACACGCAUCUGAAUGACCUGGACGAGGAGAUAUUCGAUGACGACGAUUUCUACCACCAGCUGCUCAGAGACCUGAUUGAGCGCAAGACGAGUGCAUCGGACCCCAAUGACCAGGUCGCGAUGGGCAGGCAGUGGCUGGCCAUACAGAAGUUACGCAGCAAGAUCAAAAAGAAGGUGGACACCAAAGCCAGCAAGGGGCGUAAGGUCCGAUUCGACAUCCACAGCAAGCUGGUGAAUUUUAUGGCUCCUAUUGACCACAGCUUGGUGAGUGACGAGGCCCGCAGCGAAUUGUACCGCGGCCUCUUUGGGCAGAACUCCGCUGUCAGGGAGUGACGUGUCGGAGGUACUCAGGAGUACACACCGAAGUGCCAGGAUGUAAAAAAAGCGGCCUGUGUGAGGACUGAGGCCGUGGAUGCUCUUUGUCAGAGCAUGGAGUCAAAUUAAUAUCAUUAAUACCUUUUUUAUACACUGUGUGUCCUUUCCAAGGAAACAAAAUGCAUCCGUGUUAAGGAAGAAAGAUCAUUUUAUUCAAGUAAAAUACGUACAAAUGAAACCUCUUUUGAAGGUGGAGAACUGUUGUAAAAGGUAUAUUCUGCACAUCACUUGUCUCAAUAGUAUGUUUUUUUUUCUUUUUCUAGUUAGUAAACAAAGCA